UUUAUUUAAGUCCGGCGAACGAGGAAGGAUUGGAGGAGGCAGUGCACGCGUAGCCCCCGAGCACCAUGGACGAGGAGCGAGAGGACGUGCCCUUCAAAGUCGAGUACGCCAAGAGCGGCCGGGCGUCAUGUCGGGGAUGCAAGCAGAACAUCGCGAAGGACGUGCUGCGACUCGCCGCGAUGGUGCAGUCUCCCAUGUUCGAUGGGAAGGUCCCUCAUUGGUAUCAUCAGAUGUGUUUCUUUGGGAAGCAGCGUCCCAAGACUGUAGCAGACAUUGCACAUUUUGAUGAAAUCAGAUGGGAAGACCAGCAGAAGAUAAAGGAAAAAGUUGAAAGUGGGGGUGGUGGAGGCGCUGCUGCCCCAAGCUCUGGCAAAAAAGGCAAGAAAGGUAAAGGCGGGGAUGCUGGAGCAUUUAAAGAUUACACAAUGGAAUAUGCAAAAAGUGGAAGGGCUAUGUGCAGAGGCUGUGAAAACAAGAUCCUAAAGGGUGAAGUAAGGAUCAGCAAGAAGGAUUUUGAUGAUGAACGUGCCCGAAUGUAUGGUCCUGUUGAUCGCUGGCACCAUGUGGAUUGUUUUGUUAAGAAGAGAGCCGAAUUGGAGUUCUUUGAUAGUGGUGAAAAUCUGCCUGGCUUUUUUACCCUGUCUGCUGAUGACAAGAAGAUGGUGAGGGAAAAGCUGAAAAAAACUGAAGUAAAACGUAAAGCUGAAGAUGAACCAGACACAGCUACCAAAAAAAUAAAAACUGAGGAAGAGGAAACAAUGCGCAAACAGAACAAGAUACUGUUCCGGCACAGAGAUAAACUGUCCAAAGUUCUGUCAAAAAAGCAUCUCUCACUCAUCUUGGAGGACAAUGAGCAGUACAUUCCUACUGGUGAAAGUAAGAUGCUGGAGCAGAUUGUAGACAUUAUGACAUUUGGAGCACUUGAACCCUGUGAAGUUUGCCACAGUACAGGAUUCAUGUAUGAGUCUGGCAAGGGUUAUGUGUGUCAUGGCAACCUAACUGAGUGGACCAGGUGCACCAAUGUGGUGAAGGAACCCAAGCGAAAACCCUUCUGUGUGCCUGAGGAGCUGAAGGGGGUGGUGCCUUACUUAUCUGAAUACAAGUUCCCAGGAAUUGGAAAGAGGGUGUGGAUUGACUAUGGACCCACUAGUGCACAGCUGGCCAAAAAGAAGGAAAAUGGACAUGCUGCAUCAGAUCCAAACAAACCAUUAGAAGGAAUGAAAUUUUUGAUCAUAGGGAAAAAGUUUACAAAGAACAAAAAAAUCUUGAAAGAAAAGAUCCAAGAGCUGGGUGGAGAAGUCAUAAAGAAAGUUGCAAAAGAUACAGCUGCUGUAAUAACCACCCCAGAUGAUGUUGCUGGGAUGGACAAGAAUAUAGCUUUAGCCAAAUCCUUGGAUGUACACUGUGUAAGUGAGGACUUCCUUGAAGAAGUGGAAAAGGGUGGAGCAUUGCUCAUGAUACCGAAGAAGAGCAUCGCAUCUUGGGGUGGGACGGUUCAGGAACGAGUUUUUCCGGACAAGAAAUCAAAGGCUGAGUCCCGCUUCACAAAAAGUAUUCCAGACAAGCAGAAGAUCAAGCUGAAGGGAGGUGCAGCAGUUGACCCAGAUUCUGGCAUGGAAGAUGUUGCCCAUGUUUAUGAGCGAGGGAGUAAGAUCUAUAAUUGUGUGCUGGGAAUGGUGAACAUCAUGAAGGGAACAAACUCAUAUUACAAGCUGCAAGUUUUGGAGAGUGACAAAAAGAACAGCUGGUGGGUAUUUCGAUCAUGGGGCCGCAUUGGCACAACAAUCGGAAAUAAUAAGUUGGAGGAAACAGAGGAUCUCAAUGAUGCAGUCACCCAGUUUGAGGCUCUCUAUGAAGAAAAAACUGGCAACCGAUUCUCUGCCAAGGAGUUCAAAAAGGUGCCAGGCUGCUGGUACCCUCUCGACAUUGACUAUGGCCAGGAUGAAGAGAAAACUGCUGCCAAGCCUUUGGUAGCAGGUUCUAAGAGCAAACUGCCUAAGCCUGUCCAGGAACUGGUGGCUUUGAUAUUUGAUGUGGACACCAUGAAGAAGUCCCUUGUGGAGUUUGAGAUUGAUACAAAGAAAAUGCCACUCGGGAAGCUCAGCAAGAAGCAGAUAGAGAGGGCAUACCGUGUCCUCUCAGAAGCAUUAGACCUACUGGGAAAGAUGGAGAAGCCAUCCGAGAAUAAGGAUGGAGCAUCUGGUUCCACAAAUGCAGCAAUCAAUGCACAGUUACUUGACUGUUCCAACAGGUUCUACACACUUAUUCCUCAUGAUUUUGGAAUGAAGAAACCACCACUUCUCAAUGAUUUGGAACUGAUUAAGACCAAGAUUUCCAUGCUGGAUAACCUCAGUGAGAUUGAGAUUGCCUACAGCCUUCUUAAAUCUGAAGAUGAAGAAAACAAGGAUGCUGACCCAAUAGACAAACACUAUGUUAAACUCAAGACCAAGGUGGAUGUUCUGGACAAGAAGUCUGAUGAAUAUAAGAUGAUUGAAAAUUAUGUCACCAACACCCAUGCUGCCACCCACUCUCACUACAAGUUGGGUGUAGAAGAGGUGUUCAAAAUUGAGCGUCAAGGGGAAAAGAAGCGCUACAAGCCUUUCAAGCAGCUUCACAACAGGCAGCUACUCUGGCAUGGCUCCCGCCUCACAAACUUUGCUGGUAUUCUUUCUCAGGGUCUUCGCAUUGCACCCCCCGAGGCACCAGUCACUGGUUACAUGUUUGGCAAGGGUGUCUACUUUGCUGACAUGGUUUCCAAGUCAGCCAACUACUGCAGCACUUCUAAGGCAAACUCGACUGGCUUAAUUUUACUUUGUGAAGUUGCACUUGGAAACAUGUAUGAAAGAAAUGGUGCAGAGUAUGUGGAAAAACUGCCUGCCAAUAAGCACAGCACCAAGGGCUUGGGCCGCACCUGUCCUGACCCCAAGGAGACAGUCAAGCUCGAAGAUGGAGUGGAGGUGCCCUUGGGUAAAGGUGUUUCUUCUUCAGUCAAGAACACAUCACUUCUUUACAAUGAAUAUAUUGUGUAUGAUGUUGCCCAAAUAAAUGUGAAGUACCUCCUAAAGCUAGACUUCAAGUACAAAUACUAAAGUAAAUGGUAAGUUGCAGAUCAUAAUACUUUUUCAAUUGUGUAAGCUAUGAUUGAAGACAAAAAAUAUCGGGAAAAGUUUUUGCACCAUGUUUUUAUAUAUUAAAUUUCAUGUUGAAGUACCUUGGCUAACUUCAGAAGAAAUAUGAAAAGGGAGAGACUUUUGUUGAUAAUCUGGAACCAUAACAGGACAAAAUGAACAUUCAUGAAUUUUCUUUAUUUUU
Eriocheir sinensis (Chinese mitten crab) is the source of this 3312-nucleotide messenger RNA. RefSeq names its product poly [ADP-ribose] polymerase-like (gene Parp1). The transcript has 20 exons. Gene Ontology annotation, cellular component: nucleus. Gene Ontology annotation, molecular function: NAD binding; zinc ion binding; DNA binding. Lineage: Eukaryota; Metazoa; Arthropoda; Malacostraca; Decapoda; Varunidae. The coding region runs from base 66 to 3089 and encodes 1007 amino acids. The record is from RefSeq and is a predicted model, not a curated record.